UUAAAUAUUAUUCUCCUUGCUAUGUCACUUCCUGCCCAGAUCACCACUUGAUUUUGCUAAAAUCCAGCCCCCCUACCCCCAUCAUCUUAGAUACCUGCUUGCCCCUGCUCACCCAUGGGGAAAGAGAGCACACAACCUUGAAAGAGCCAUUUGAAAACAGGAAAGUACUUAAAUGAUUUCUAUCGACCCAAAGAAAUGUUUGUUUUGCUCCAGCCCCAUUAAUUAGGGGACCAGUAGGGAUCCUGGGGUUCAUAGUGAAUUUGGAGCUUGAUAUGUUUUGUACCCUGGAGCUGGGUUCUUUCAUGGCUCAGCUUUUCUACACAUCUAGUGAUCUGGUGUCCUGGGAUUUCUGAUAUGUGUGUUCACACAGCUUGUUGUGCAUGUGGGCAUGGACACUUCCACCAAGGCCAUCUUUCUGGAACAGUGUGGCAAGAACCGAAGUUAUCGGGAUACAGACAUACGAGGCUUCCAGCCUGAGGGUGGAGUGUGCCUCCCUGGUGGCCCGGAAGUGAUGCUGUCUGUUAUCAGCAUGAAGGAAGUCUGCCGACGUGUUUCUGUUGAGGAUGUUGAGGUGGCCUUUUCCCGAGAUGCGGGCAGGUAUGUCUGUGACUACACCUACUACCUGUCUCUGUACCUUGGAAAUGGGCACGCAGCCCUCCUCCACGUCCCUCCGCUGACAAACUGGCUCCCAGCCAGCCUCCUGGGCAAAGCCUUGCAAGUUAUCAUCCAAGAAAUGCUAGAAGAAAGUUGGGGAAUCCAGUCUCAAAAGUAUAGCAGCCAAAGGGAAGCAGCAGGGGGACCAAAGGCAGAUGCUUCCCAAGGGAUUAAAUAA
Messenger RNA from Cricetulus griseus (Chinese hamster), 832 nucleotides. Lineage: Eukaryota; Metazoa; Chordata; Mammalia; Rodentia; Cricetidae. The record is from RefSeq and is a predicted model, not a curated record.